Molecule: messenger RNA, 1840 nt
Organism: Stegostoma tigrinum
Lineage: Eukaryota; Metazoa; Chordata; Chondrichthyes; Orectolobiformes; Stegostomatidae
Product: TBC1 domain family member 10A
Exons: 12
Coding region: 80-1594 (504 amino acids)
Source: RefSeq, a predicted model, not a curated record
CUAGAGGUGAAGCUGGGUGCCGCUGCUGGGGGCAGGGAAAAAAGCUUGGAAACCCUGAGAAACCAGCUCCCGGGCUAGUAUGAGCAGCCGCCCGACCGAGAAGCCAUGCGUGUUGGGUUUCGACCAGUUUGGCUUCGCGGUGUUUCGGAGGAAUUGCGACAAGUGGAAGCAGGAACAUCGCAGCCACGAAUACAGUUACCCAAGUGUCGAUUCUUCCAAGCUAGAAUCAUGGCAGAAAAUGCUUAGCAAUUGGAAUGAGGCUGGUGCAUCAUGCAUGGAUAAGAUGCAUAUCUUGCUUGAAGAUGGUGUUCCCAUCAAACUACGUGGUCGUCUGUGGAAAUGCCUUUUGGAUAGUGACCUAGUUAAAGAGAGUAGUACCCACACCUACCAGGAGUAUGUGCAGGAAUUGCGCAGUCAGCUGGCAAGCCUUGGCGUGAAUGAGUAUGGGGUGCAGGUGGCCAUUUCUACACUGGACAAUGCAGACAAAGAGAGGGCAGAAACGGACAGUGCAGCUCCCAACCUGAUGCCUAAUUACAACCCUGAGAUCACCAUUGAAACAUUAAGACAGAUUGUCCUAGAUGUUGAGAGAUCAUUUCCCACUCACUGUUCCCUGAUGGGUAAAAAUCCAGAAGCAAAAGAAGGCCAGGCGAAACUUUUUAGGAUCCUCUCUGCAUAUGCCAAGUAUAAUCCCCAGAUAGGCUACUGCCAAGGAAUGUCCUACAUAGCAGCAAUGCUCCUAAUGAACAUGCAGGAAGAGGAUGCUUUCUGGGCUUUCGUUGUGCUACUGGAAAAGCCCAAGUACCUGGCUGGAUUUUAUGAACACUCAUUAGAUACAAUCCAAAGGCAUGCCAAAAUCUUUCAACAGCUGCUGAAACAUCGAAUGCCCUGCCUCUGGCAACACAUGGACAAUUUGGAAGUGGCACCGUUACUGUUCAUUACCACUUGGUUCCUCACUCUUUUUACUUCCUUGCCUUGCUGGGAUUCGGUGUUGGCCAUCUGGGAUCUAAUAAUUCUAGAUGGUAUCAAUGUAAUGUUCAGCACUGGCCUGUGUAUUCUGCAGCUGCUGGAACCCCGCCUACUUGCUAUGUCUGACGUUUCUGUGCUGCUUCCCACCCUGCUCAGGAUUCCUGUCGAUGUCUCCAGAUAUAAUGUCCUGGUCCCAGCGCUGUGGCUAACCAAGGUACACAAGUGGGAGCUGGACUGCAUGCAGAGUGUGGUGCUGGAAGAGGAGGAGGAAGCAUUGCUCUCCUCAGGCAAGCUGUCAAUUCAGGCAACCACUGUGGAAAAGAUGACGAAGCAAAAUGGGAAAAAAACACCCGACAUAAAGGGAGCAGACGGGAAGAGGUCAACAAGGUCAAGCGCAUCUGUGGGAAAAGAGACAUUGAAGGACACACUUACCAAGAUGCUGAAAAUAGCUCGAUGUUACCUGCAAGACUUGCGCCACUUGUCUGAAGGACACAAGGAGACCCUUUCACAGGAAAAAGCAUUGAUUAUCCCUGGUCAUUCAAAGCGUUGGUCAACUACUGUCAACAGCAAAGGGCAGGCCAGGAGGGGGAUCAGUGGGAAGGGGAGGAGUGAGAAAACUUCACGAUAAGCUCACAUUAAACUUGUGAUCGGCAGGAAACCAAUAAGGGGCAAUUGUUUCCUCGUCAGUUUAGCAAAGAAAAGUAUUUGAGAGGGGAACGAAUAUUUUAACUCUGUAAUUAGGUGUCCACUGCUACUGAUUCCAUGUUAUUUGUUCAUAAACUUGCCUAGUUAUUAACGUUGUCUCGUAAAUAUAGUUUUUACAAAGCGCUACCAGUCCUCAUAGUUUGUCACUAAUGCACUUGCGUCUAAUGAA